GCAAGAUGGCCAGAGACUAAUGUACAAUCAUGAGCGUCAUAUCGAUGGAUAAUAAUGGAUAACCUUCAAAAUAUAAGCGUGCUUGCGCAUGAGUUAUCGGAUCUCGAAUUGGCCCUGCUCAUUUGUUUGGGCGGGCGGGAGCACUGUUUGAUUGAAGCUACUGAGGGCAACAUCCAUGACGUCGCGGCAGAGCUUGCCUUGAUCUGCUCCCAUACGUAUGGUCUCAGAUACGCGGUUGUGGAGUUCUCUGGUACAACUUCUCUCGAGGAUUUUCACGAUCAAGUUUGUACCCACUCGCGCAGCGAGCCAGGAACUGUAGCGGAUGUCGUUAUCGCUAAGAACUUCGACUAUGCGUCCGAGCGUAUACAACUCGAGGCCGUGGAGUUAAUGCGGUCGAGAAAGCUUACCACGUCCAGCGGCGUUCGUGAAGCCCCAACGCACUUCCUGUUUGUUCCCGUUAUAGUCCACGACUUAUCGCAGGUGCGGCCGAAACUCAACGUUCACUUAGUGAGUCUCCUCUGGCAGCUUGUUAUGCUGUCUAACGCGCCCAGAACGACACUCUCUUCAUAUCCCACUUUCACGACUCUGAAGGCGGCUCUUAGAAGCACUCCACGACGCGAGCAAAACGGUUACUACAACCGCAGAGCUUGUUCAGUACCAACAAGACAUUGUGGUCUUUCUCCGCCUGAGCCGCGCUGUCGCAGGCGGUAUAUCUGCGCGAUCCAGCAUUCAGUUCGCAAAACUAGCAAAACUGCUCGCUGUUAUUCACGGCAUUGACUACGUCACGCCAUCGAUCGUAGCGCUGGCCGCUAACAAGGUCUUUCGUCAUCGUAUCGUGGUGGCACAGCCCGAGGAUGAUCGCAGCUUGCAGUAUGGGAGUGACUUAAGCGCUGUGGCAAAGGUGUUGGAGUAUGCGACUCCGGAUACAAUAUUAGAGAGUGUGCUUGGUCUGGAAGCGCCUCUGUAACCAGCCUAUUGGUUAUUGCUGAGCAGAUGACGAUUCCUAACGCCCAGCGACAAUCAUAUAUCAGUGCUAUGUCCAAUAUCCACGAUGCUGUCUAUGCCAAUGACUAUUCGCCGUGGCCGACAC
Messenger RNA from Aspergillus nidulans FGSC A4, 1090 nucleotides. RefSeq lists its product as uncharacterized. The transcript has 5 exons. The record is from RefSeq and is a predicted model, not a curated record. NCBI's taxonomy places the organism in Eukaryota, Fungi, Ascomycota, Eurotiomycetes, Eurotiales, Aspergillaceae. The coding region runs from base 55 to 777 and encodes 240 amino acids.